GCUAACUAGUUAACCCUUUCACGAUGGCGGCGAUCACCGUAGACAUCGUUUCCCGGGAGACCGUGAAGCCCUCCACUCCAACUCCUCCCCAACUUCGUUCCUACAAGCUCAGCUGGAUCGAUCAGAACCACCCCCUCUACCACCUCCCCGUCGUCUUCUUCUACUCCGCCACCCCCUCCGCCGCCGCCGCCGACGUCGGAAUUUUGAAAUCUUCGUUGUCGACGGUGCUAGCCAGUUUCUAUCCCCUCGCCGGCAGGCUGAGCGGCAACUCCCACGUCGACUGCGGGGAUCAGGGGGUCGACUUCUUUGAAGCCCGCGCGGCCGACGCCGACCUCUCGGAGAUUCUGAGCUCCGACGAAUCCGAUCUCAACGAGCUGAAGAAGUUCCUCCCUUGCAGCAAAGGCGAGGCCUCUUGCUGUGACUCUGAGCCGACAGUCAUUCUCUCAGUGCAGGCCACCGUAUUCCGAUGCGGCGGCAUUGCCGUCGGCGCCUGCGUCUCGCACAAGAUCGCAGACGGCCGAUCGCUAUUUUUGUUCCUGCAAGCGUGGGCCGCAGCGGUGAGAGGUUCUUUCUCAUCCGAGAAUGCCCCGUCGUUCGACAGCGCUGCUGUUUUUCCGCCGAAUGAGAAUGCAGUUCCAUACGAGGCCGAACAACCGCCGCAGGUCCAGAAGCGGUUCGUGCUCGACGGGCCAAAAAUCAUGGCGCUGAGGGAGAAGAUGGCAUCUUCGGCAACGCGAUUCCAGGCGGUGAUGGCGCUCGUCUGGCGAUGCGCUGUGCGGGGGCGGCCCCACGCCCGCGCGGCGCUGGCGGCGGUGGCGGUGGACACACGGUCGCGGAUGGAGCCGCAGUCUCCGAACGGCUCCUUCGGCAACCGCUGCGUAGCAGCUGUCGUCGGCAUUCCGGUAGAUGAGGUAAAGAAUGUUAAAUCCGACGUGAAUGAAAACACAAAAUACGCGCACGAGGAGGAGAUGGGAGCGGCGGUGAAGGGAGUGGACGCCGAAUACUUGAGGCGGCUGCAGGGCGAGGACGGGUGGCUGAGGCAGUUUGAGAUGGGCUUGGAGGUGGUGCGGAAGUGCGGCGGGUUGACGGAGGCGGGGUUCGAUAUGAACAUCUUCAGCAGCUGGCUGCGGCUGCCGGUGUACGAGGUGGACUUCGGGUGGGGGCCGGCGGCGUGGGCCUGCACGACGCAGGAGCGGCCCAGCGCCAUGGCGGUGCUGCCCAGGCCGCCUGCCGCGGGGGACCCGCAGGGGAUGGAGAUCUGGGCAUCGCUGGAGAAGGACGAGAUGGCUGAACUCAAGCGGGAGCUCGACCAGUUGGUCCCCCUGAACCCGGUCCACCACGUCACCCAGUCGUGAACCAGGAUCUAUGUUGCUCAGUUCGCCUCCGUCGUCAAGAAAAUGGCUGUGUCUUCUAUGGAUUCCGCGCUCGUGAGUUAUUAAGCAAUGGUCUUAAUUAGUGCUAUUUAAUUGAUGUUAAUUUAAGAUG
Molecule: messenger RNA, 1485 nt
Organism: Ananas comosus (pineapple)
Lineage: Eukaryota; Viridiplantae; Streptophyta; Magnoliopsida; Poales; Bromeliaceae
Product: salutaridinol 7-O-acetyltransferase-like
Exons: 1
Coding region: 24-1355 (443 amino acids)
Source: RefSeq, a predicted model, not a curated record